This is a messenger RNA of Bactrocera tryoni, 708 nucleotides long. RefSeq names its product 40S ribosomal protein S12, mitochondrial. Gene Ontology annotation, molecular function: structural constituent of ribosome. The transcript has 2 exons. Gene Ontology annotation, biological process: translation. The record is from RefSeq and is a predicted model, not a curated record. Gene Ontology annotation, cellular component: small ribosomal subunit; ribosome. The coding region runs from base 151 to 594 and encodes 147 amino acids. Lineage: Eukaryota; Metazoa; Arthropoda; Insecta; Diptera; Tephritidae.
UUAUGACACUCGGUUAUCUCAGCUGGUUGGUGUUUUUAUAUUGAAUUGUUUAAUAAAAAUAAAUUGUCUUGAAUAAAAGUAUAUUGUUAAAGUAUAAAUAAUAAAUUAUUGUAGAUUGUUAUUCUACCAUUAACAAUUACCAGAGAAAUAAUGAACUUCCUGCGGCAAACUAUUAGUGUUACGAAACAGUUGUCACAAAAAGUGCUCAAUGGCAACAUAUUGCAGUCUAUCCAAAGUGGCAGCCUAUUCGAGCCGACCUAUCGUAUGGCAUCCUUAAACCAAAUGCACCGCACUGGUCCACAUUAUAAAACGCGUCCGCCACGACAACCACUUGAUGGCAAACCUUUCGCGAAAGGUGUUGUCCUUAAGACACUUAUCAAAAAACCAAAGAAACCUAAUUCCGCUAAUCGGAAAUGCGUUCUCGUGCGCUUAUCUACCGGUAAAGAAAUGCUCGCUUAUAUACCCGGCGAGGGACACAACUUACAAGAGCACAACAUUGUGUUAUGCCGUGUAGGCCGCUGUCAAGAUGUGCCUGGCGUGAAAUUGAAAUGCGUACGCGGCGUAUAUGAUUUGGCGCACGUUAUCAAAAAGUGAAGAAAAGUGGUGGAACCUAUUUUUCUUAGUUUCCUUUUAAAUGUUACGAUAUGUAUAUGAAAUAAUAAAAUAUCCUUUAACAAAAUAAACAUGGUCACACUUCUUGUAAAAAUA